UGAUUUGAAAAAGUAUCAGUGUUUAAAUCAUUCCAAAUUUGCCACGAGGAUGAUAUAUAAAUCCAGGCGGACCGGAAUAAAGCACAUUCGUGAACGUUCCGGGUUUGAAAACAUGUGGACUUUAAUAACAAUCUUAAGUGUGAUAGCUGUAUCACAGGCUGGAAGACUGCCAGAGUCUUUCCAUGGACGAGUCAUCAAUGGAGAAGAUGCUGUGCUCGGUGAAAUCCCAUAUCAAGUAUCACUUCAAUAUGUAUAUAACAAUUUCCACUUCUGUGGAGGUUCAGUUUUGAACGAAAAAUAUGUUAUCACAGCAGCUCACUGUAUUCAAGGGAAAAGUCCAUCACAAAUAAAAGUAAUCGCAGCAACAGUUGAUUUGAAAGACCCUCAAUCAGAAUUCAAAGUUGAAAAAAUAAUUAAACACACAAAAUACAAUUCUUACGACUCUUGGGUUCAUGACAUUGCUUUAAUAAAAAUUAAAGAUGAAUUUGUUGUUAACAAAGUUUUAAACUUUGUAUCUCUACCACCCAAAGGAUAUGUAGUUCCUGAAAAAGCAGUGGCGCGUAUAUCUGGCUGGGGUUCUCUUUGGGAGGGUGGAAUGAGCCCUGAUGUUCUUCAAAAAGCUGAGAUUGAGACUGCUGAACAUAACUACUGUAAGCAGGUUUAUAAGAAUAUAGCAUUGAACAUCUACCAAACACAUCUGUGUGCAUACGACCCUGUUGAAUCUACUGGCUCUUGUCACGGUGACUCUGGUGGACCAUUAGUAGUGGAUGAAAAACUCGUUGGACUGGUAUCCUGGGCUAAUGGUUGUGCUUCAACAAAAUAUCCAACAGUAUACACGCGUGUAACUGAAUAUUUGGACUGGAUUGAAGAGAAUGCUGUAUAAUUAAUUAGUUUGUGUAAACUCGAAAUGUUUUAUUUAACAAAUUUUAAUUUUGCAUUCAGUCAGCUUCAAAGAAACCUAUGGUACAGAUUUUUUAUCACAAUUCAUUUCCCCGGAGCAAAAUAAUUAUUAAAUAUCGGCAAAAGCUUCGUGUAUAUGCUAAUAACUGAUUGACCUCAACAAAAGUAAUUUUUUUAUACGUCACGAAUGAAAGUUAUAAAUAAAUAAAAUGAUUCAUUCAAU
Messenger RNA from Chelonus insularis, 1123 nucleotides. RefSeq names its product trypsin-1-like. The transcript has 6 exons. The coding region runs from base 50 to 883 and encodes 277 amino acids. Lineage: Eukaryota; Metazoa; Arthropoda; Insecta; Hymenoptera; Braconidae. Gene Ontology annotation, biological process: proteolysis. Gene Ontology annotation, molecular function: serine-type endopeptidase activity. The record is from RefSeq and is a predicted model, not a curated record.